GGAGCCGGCGGCCAGAAGGAGACAGCCCCGGCCAGCGCUCCCUGGAAAGGGGGAAGGAAGAAAAGAAAGGAAAACCAACCCCGCUGUUGUGGGGGAUGGAGCCGGGUCCUGUCCUUCUCCUCCUCGGCUCGCUGUGGGGCUGCAGCGGUCGCCCCGCUGACAGGCUGGUGGUGACACCGCAGCAGCCGCUGGUGCCCUUUGGGGGCUCGACAGACCUGAACUGCUCCUUGGCCUGUGCAGGGGGCAAGGUGGACUGGAGGGGGCUGGACACCGCCCUGGGGACCAUCUCCUCCUUCUCCACCCACAGCAUCCUGCACAUCAGGCACGCCACCGUGGCCACGGAGGGCACCAAGAUCUGCCAGGGCAGCUGCCACGGGCAGCACUACCAGGCGACCGUCGCGCUGAAGGUCUACGCCCUCCCAGACACGCUGAGGCUGGAGGCAGCUCCCCACGUCCUGCGCCCGGGACACGCCGCCAACCUGACCUGCUCGGCCGUGCGCCUGUACCCUCCCACCGGGCUGGGCCUGGCCUGGUACCGGGGGCAGCAGCUGCUGCAGAAACCAAACGUGGACUGCGAGGAGGAGGCUGAGGAGGAGCUGUGCAGUAUCGUUUCCACCCUGUCAGUGACAGGGACAGAGGUGGCAGAAGGGGUGGAGUUCAGGUGCGAGGUGACGCUGCAGGUCGGGCAGGAGACCUUCACCAGAGUGGCAUCUCUGGUGGCAAGUGCUGAGGCUGUGGUGGAGCAGCCAGCAUCCGUGGCCACCUCCACGGGGAGCCCCAGCACAGCCAGGCCCGUGGCCACCACAGCACUCCCUCCAGGGAGUGUCCCUACAGGUGAUGCCACCACAGCACGGGAGCCCAGCGCUGGGAGCACUCUGGCUGCUGUCACCAAGCCCCCUUCCAUGGAGCCCUCUGUGCCCCAGGACCUCAUGGCAGGCAGCCCCAUGGCCACCAGCACCCUCCCUGGCUCUGGCACAGCGGUGCCAGGGCCAUCUGUGGGGACAAUGCCCGCCUGCAGCCUGCAGAUCUGGUCGCUGCCUCCCACCGGGACGCGGGGCAGGGCCCUGCGCAUCGAGUGCCAGGCCCGGUGCACCGGGAACGCCACGGUGGGCUGGCUCCGGACCCCCGCAGCCCUCUCGCAGUACCGGGAGGAGUCUGAGGGCAGCAGCUCCGCGCUGCGGCUGGACCGCGCCGAGCCCUGGCACCAGGGCCACUACCAGUGCGUCCUGCUCGGCCAGCAGGCCCAGAUGGCCAGCCUGGAGGUGAUGGUGCUGGAUGAUUCCUCCAGCUCCAGCUCCAUUGCGAUGGGGACAGCGGGAUCGCUGCUGGGGCUCAUCGUGACCGCUGCCGUGUCUCGCCGUCUGUGGAAACGAUUCAGAUCGCGGUAGCAGCUGCCCUGGGAGCGGGAGCCGCCGGCUGGCGGCCCGGCCCUCCAGCCGUGUCCCCGCUGUCCCCGGCUGCCGCUGGCCUCGCCCGGGCCCUGGCCAGCAGGAGGGCCGGCAGGGCGAGCAGCUGCAUCAGGAGGCAAAGCUGCAAGGGCAAUGAGCACAGGCAGCACAGGGACUGGAUCCCCGCGGGCUGGCACCGAACAGCGGGCUGGGCCCGGUGCUCGGGCACCGGCGGACGGGCGGGAGCACGAAGGCCGCUCGUCCGUCACAACAGACGGUCCGAGGCAGCCCCGGGCUGAGCGUGGGCUCGGCGGGCGGGUGGCACGGCUGCUCCAAUAAAGAGCUGUUUCCGUUCGA
Messenger RNA from Taeniopygia guttata (zebra finch), 1745 nucleotides. It is a transcript of the gene MADCAM1, whose product is annotated as mucosal vascular addressin cell adhesion molecule 1. Gene Ontology annotation, cellular component: membrane. The record is from RefSeq and is a predicted model, not a curated record. Gene Ontology annotation, biological process: positive regulation of lymphocyte migration; integrin-mediated signaling pathway; leukocyte tethering or rolling. Lineage: Eukaryota; Metazoa; Chordata; Aves; Passeriformes; Estrildidae. Gene Ontology annotation, molecular function: integrin binding involved in cell-matrix adhesion.